Molecule: messenger RNA, 1017 nt
Organism: Hypoxylon trugodes
Lineage: Eukaryota; Fungi; Ascomycota; Sordariomycetes; Xylariales; Hypoxylaceae
Exons: 3
Coding region: 1-1017 (338 amino acids)
Source: RefSeq, a predicted model, not a curated record
AUGUUCGCUUUUCAACCCCUCUUCCUGCUCUUAGCAGCAGUAGUUGGCGUUGUGGGUGCUCCCGCAUCUCCUGUAACUGUCACCAUCUACUUGGAGAAGGUCACCCCUACUCCUACCACUGCUAUUGAGACACCUGUUACCCCGGUCGCUCUCAUCGACGCCGGUAUCCCUACUGACUACGCUGCGAUUAAGGCUGGUGAGGACUUCAAGCUCGCUGAUUUCGGUGACAUCUUCGGCGCUUUCGAUAGCACUACACCGGAGCUUAAUCCUCACAUGGCGCCUGUUCAGGGUCUUGGCAAUGUCACCGCGUUUAUUCAUCUCACGAACGUUGACUAUGGCCCGACUCGAGCUUUCCUCGCCGAUGAUCCGGGAGAUGUAACCAGACAAGUGCUACAGUACAACCGCGAGCACCCUCAAAACCACAUCCCUCACUUCGUAAUCUGUGUUUCCUCCCGCGGUCGUCCUCAUAUGUACACCCGCAGUGAGAUCUACCAAGCCAUCCGCCUAGGUCUCCACGACCUUGCUUCACCUGCGAACCCUCAGUUCCCGGGCUGGCCGCGUGCUUUAGGCUUUCGCCGUCCUGCUAUCCGCCCCGCUGAAGUCGGCGAGGCAACUGGUCGUCUCUUUGAGUACCCGAUGAACUUCAGGGUAUACUACGAUGACCUAGUCAAUCAUGACAGAGCGCUUACUCGAGCCGGAAUGGUCGACCGCGUGGUUUUCGACACCGAUGGUUUGUUCGCUGGGAUCUUGCGCUUCCAUGAUAACGACUACUGGCACUACUGCUACCCCGAGGGCUUCUCUGGAAUAUUCCACCCUCGUCGUCCUAUGGGCGGUGAUGAAUCCGCCGAAGGCAUGCAAGACGCGUUGAACGUAUGGGUCAACGAAUUCAACGGCCCGUUCUGGGUAACCCAGGACCACUUUUUUCCUCCUAUUGGAACUGCUACUGAACCCACCAACCCUGCGACUGAGACCCAGACUCGUCGCCAGGGUGAGGGAAGAAGUGAGCAGAAUCGUUAA